AUGUCAGAACCUCAGCAGGUGCAGCCAGUAACGGCGCUGGCCCAAAUGGUGGCAGAGGUCGCCGCGAUGAGCUGGGACCAGGCGGUGGCCAGCAGGCAGCAGCUCGCGGCGCUGCAGCUGCAGACGUCACCGGGUCCCUCGCUCUCCGGUAUGACCCUACAACGGAUGACCGGGAAUGAUGAUGCCCAGUCGUACAUUGAAAUGUUCGAGGCGACAGCGUCGGCAUGUGGCUGGCCGGAGGCAGAGAGACCCGCGCCGGCACCCGGUCCCCCCGCACCACACACCCGCCCCUCCCCUGCUCCUCGUAGUAAUAUCCCCUCUCUCUCUCUUCCGCCACAGGGUCCAGCCGCUAUGGGCGCUGCUCUUAGCCCACAGAGGGUUCCUCAGGCGGCAGGGCAGGAGUGCUGGAGGUGCGGGCAGCCCGGACACUUCCGCCGCGAGUGUCCGCUAAUGGAGGUCGGGCAGGUGAUCCGGGUUGUCGGUCCUCCGGCGCCCUCCCCCGGUCCAGGAGAGACGUACAGCAUUCCGACUGAUGCGUCGGGCAGAGGGCUGGGGGCCGUUCUGUCCCAGCAGGUGCGGGGCGUCGACCGCCCAGUGCUGUACAUCAGCCGCAAGCUGUCCGAGAGGGAGGCCAGGUACAGCACGGUGGAGAGGGAGUGCCUGGCCAUCCGGUGGGCGGUCGGUGCUCUGCGGUACUACCUGCUGGGGCGCCCAUUCACCCUCUGCUCGGACCACGCUCCCCUCCAGUGGCUCCACCGCAUGAAGGAUGCCAACGCCCGGAUCACACGGUGGUAUCUGGCGUUGCAGCCGUUUAAGUUCACUGUGGUCCAUAGGCCGGGGGCACAGAUGGCUGUGGCCGACUUCCUUUCCCACUCCCUUGGGGGGGGGGGUUAG
This is a messenger RNA of Larimichthys crocea (large yellow croaker), 894 nucleotides long. RefSeq lists its product as uncharacterized. Gene Ontology annotation, molecular function: nucleic acid binding; zinc ion binding. NCBI's taxonomy places the organism in Eukaryota, Metazoa, Chordata, Actinopteri, Sciaenidae. The record is from RefSeq and is a predicted model, not a curated record. Bases 1 to 894 code for a protein of 297 amino acids. The transcript is spliced from 3 exons.